AUUUCGGAGCCGGAUCUGCGGUUUAGCCGAGCACGAUGGCCCGUUAUUGCGAGUCGACGUCGGUCGCGCUGAUUUUGGGGUGCGCGCUUGUUCUGAUUGGGGCGCAAACCACGCAGAAGGGGGGUGAUGAUCAGGUUUAUUUGAUCAGCGAUCUUUCCGGGGAGAAAGUGGUCGGAAAAGGGGGUGAAAAUGAAGUUUCGGGACACGGUUUGGUGUUGGGGAAGCCGAUUCCUUUGAGCGAGGCUGGGGAUGGCGUGUACUUUAGGCCGGCUAAUGGUGCCAAGGUAGAAGGAGAGCAUUUCGUCGUACUACCACUCUCCGAUUCGAAAUCGCGCAAAAAGAGAUACGGCAGCUUCAAAAGCGGUAGCUACGGAAGCAGUUACGGCUCAAGUGGUGCCGGAGGUGGCUACGGAGGCGGUUUUGGUGGUGGAUUUGGAGGUGGCGGAGGAGGAGGCGGCGGUGGUGGAGGUGGAUUUGGCGGCGGCGGAGGUCUUGGCGGUAUCGACGGAUUAGGAAACUUUUUGAGUGGACUGGCUGGUGGAAAGGGAGGUGGAGGAGGUAUUGGAGGCGGUUAUGGAGGAGGACUCGGUAGAGGUAGUGGUGGCAGUGGCGGCUUUUCAGGAGGUUCAGGUGGUCAUUCAGGAGGAUACAGUGGUAGUUCGUCAGGCUCUUAUGGAGGUGCGGGUGGUGCCGGAACCGGAGGAGGUUUUGGUAGUGGCGGAGGACUUGGAGGGGGUGGAGGACUUGGCGGAGGCGGAGGCGGAGGACUUGGAGGUGGACAUGGAGGUUCAGGAGGUUUAGGUCAUGGUGGUGGAGGUUCCGGAGGUGCAGGAGGUCAUGGAGGAGGAGGUUCAGGAGGCUUCGGAGGUGGUAGUGCUGGAGGUGGUGGAUUUGGAGGAGGUGGGGGAGGUGGCCUUGGAGGUGGAGGAGGUCAUGGAGGAUCAAGUGGAGGAAGUGGAGGAUUUGGAGGUGGCGGCCAUGGAGGAGGUUCAGACGGAUAUGCCACAGGACAAGUGUCAAUAAUAGGAGGUGGCAAAGGAGGCAGUGGUGGAUUCGGAGGAGGCCAAGGCGGAGGCGGCGGCGGCGGUCUUGGAGGAGGUGGAGGUCUUGGCGGAGGUGGAGGAGGUUACGGCGGGGGUAGCAGCGGCGGAUACGGUGGAUCAAGUGGUGGCGGAUACGGUGGAGCAAGUGGAGGCGGAUUUGGAGGAGCAGGGGGAUACGGAGGUGGAAAAGGUUUCGGCGGAGGUGGUGGUCUUGGAGGCGGAGGUGGCCUUGGAGGUGGAGGCGGAGGUGGACUUGGAGGAGCCGGGGGUCACGGAGGUGGCCUUGGAGGUGGAGGCGGAGGUGGACUUGGAGGAGCCGGAGGUCACGGAGGUGGUUACGGUGGCUCAGGUGGAUCCGGUGGGGGUGCAUACAGUGGAUCUAGUGGAGGUGGAUAUGGUGGAAAAGGACUAGGAGGUGGUCUGGGCGGAGGCGGCGGAGGUGGAUUUGGAGGAGGUGGCGGUGGAGGUCUCGGUGGUGGAGGCGGUUUAGGAGGAUCAGGAGGAAGUGGAGGAUAUGGAGGCCAUAGUGGAGGUGGCGCUGGAGGAUAUGGCGGUCAUGGUGGAGGUGGUUACGGAGGCGGAGGUGAUGGUGGAUGUUCCGGAGGUUGUGAUGGAGGAGCGGGUGGAAAAAGUGGUGGUUAUGCAUCUGCAAGUGCAUCAGCAUCAGCGUCAGCAAAAAGCGGAAGCUAUGGAAGAUGAGAAAAAUCAUUGUGAUACCUCCAAUCGUCCAUGAGUUGCCAGUUAUAAUAUAAGACUAGAUAUAAGAAAACCUAUUUUUGUAUUGUGUUUAAGGAAAAGUAAAUAAACGUUUAAUUUUGUUUAA
Sitophilus oryzae (rice weevil) is the source of this 1866-nucleotide messenger RNA. Its product is annotated as glycine-rich cell wall structural protein-like. The transcript has 12 exons. The record is from RefSeq and is a predicted model, not a curated record. Lineage: Eukaryota; Metazoa; Arthropoda; Insecta; Coleoptera; Curculionidae. The coding region runs from base 36 to 1742 and encodes 568 amino acids.